This is a messenger RNA of Penicillium olsonii, 2049 nucleotides long. NCBI's taxonomy places the organism in Eukaryota, Fungi, Ascomycota, Eurotiomycetes, Eurotiales, Aspergillaceae. The record is from the annotation of a GenBank genome assembly.
AUGUUCCCCGUCUCUGUACCGCCCAUCUCAGUGGGCUCCAACGUAUUCUUCGCAAUCGCCCUAUUCUUGAUCUCCGCUCUUGUGCUACUUCUCCUGCGGCGAUUCUUGACCUUGCGCGCCACCCCGGGCUAUUUAAUCGUUCCGAUAUUCUUGGCAUUAGCCCUGCCCGCGAGCGUUGUGCUUCUCGUUCCCAUUGAUCUUGCGUCGAGUUCGCGUGAUGGCUCCGGCCCCAAGGCAAUUUGGUUGCCAGAGCGAAUGGUGCUGGUGUGCUGGCGGAUCGCAUAUUGGUUGAUCUUCGUGCUGACAUGGGCUAUCCUGCCAUUGCUCGGCGAAUAUGUCGACUCCGGUUACCGUGACCCGAAAGGCCGUCUCAUGUACUCCCUCCGCUCGAACGCCCAAUACCAACUGAUUUGUCUGGCCUGCGCCAUCGUGGGAUUGGUCUACGUUUCUAUCUCAAAUGGAUUCGAGUUCACCUCCAUCAAGGGUCUGAUCAUGGCCUUGGCAUAUGUAUGGGGUCUGGUUCUCGCCAUCUAUCUCAUGGGCCACGGUCUAGUUUCUAUCCCCCGCAAUCUUCUCCGCAAUUCCAACGUUAGCGGCCGUCUACGAAGGAUCCAAGCCCACGCGCCGAAAAUCCACGACCGCUUAAUGGACUCCGUGAACGAGUUGGAAAAUCUCAACGGCCAGGUCACCCUUUUGCAACGCCGCAAGACUGGAACUGCUCGUGAUUUCCAGGAUUGGAUCGAGGAACUCAGGGAAGGCCAUGGUCAGCCGGACGUGCGGGCACCAAUCCUGGAGGCCCCCGAAAGCUCUGCCACAAUCCCCUCCGUCAUUUCCGAGCGCUAUCUAGCUGACCUCACCCGGCGGCUUCAGCGCGCUCGGCACAUGAAGGCUCGGUUCGUAGAUGAGUGGGAUCGCACGGUCCAACUUUCUGCUGAUCUUCAAGCUAUCAUCAAUUCUGCCGCCUCGAAGAAGCUCGAGUUCGCCCCCGCUCCGCGUCGAUCCUCGCUUUUGCCCCGCGUAAAAGUUCUCACGCCUUACAUGCGGUACCAGGUAUAUUCCAACGUUAUCCCUUCGGUUCGCUUGGUGUUUGGUGGUUUCUUCGCACUCGUAUCAGCUUGCAUCGUUUGGUCCGAAUUGAUUAAGUCUCUGGCACCACACCUUUCCGCCGUGAGUUUGACUGUGGUUCCUAACUGGAAGAAUCAACCUGUUGGCUUCGGUGGUCAGUUUGUCGCUUCUGCUUGGCUGCUAUACAUGUGCUCUGCGGCUAUGGUUGGCAUCAGCGAUGUCAAGGUUUGGGGCAACCGAGCACUGGUCCGUCGUAACACUUAUGGCGAGAGUGCUUGCUGGUAUGCCGGUCUGGUCGCUCGCUUGACGGUGCCCAUUGCGUACAACUUCUUGACUUUCUUGCCCAAGGAGUUCCGCCGUACCACAACUUUCUACGAGUUCCUCGGUAAACUGAUUAACCUGACCCCCUUGGGCAAAGGCUUUGAUUUCAUCUUCCCCAUACUCAUCCUACUUCCCAUCUGCGCGACACUGUUCAACCUGUACGGACGCAUCAAGAACAUCUUCGGAUGUGGACUCGCCGAGGAUGACGAUGUUCACGACGUGGAGAACAAUCCUGCCGGUUAUGGCAUGGGUGGGUGGCGCGAGGGACGCGAUUUGAUCGAGCGAGAAUUGAACGGGUUCGGCUCCCUAGCGGUGUCCUCCCGCGGCAGCCGUUCCACCUGGGCCUCGGAUCGCGACGACGAAGGCUCUCCCGGCUCGUCUCGCCUACGCGUUCCUAUCGCGGAGGGAUCUCGCUCUCCUCAGUCUAACCAGAGAGCAGUAUCUGCGCCAACUAUUGUAGAUGGCGAAGAAGAUGAAGAGGAGAACUUCUUCCAGUCGUUCGCGCACCGAGUGAAGAACACCUUUGAAACUACCAAUACUCCUCGCUGGUUCCAGGGUGAACCUUUCCGGCUUCCUCGCUGGAUGUCAAACGAUAACAACGCUACGGAAGAGGGUGGUAUGCUCAGCGGCCGGGCUGUGCCUGGACGCUUGCGUCUUGGUUAG